Molecule: messenger RNA, 5578 nt
Organism: Thunnus maccoyii (southern bluefin tuna)
Lineage: Eukaryota; Metazoa; Chordata; Actinopteri; Scombriformes; Scombridae
Gene: gabrg2
Product: gamma-aminobutyric acid type A receptor subunit gamma2
Exons: 9
Coding region: 435-1841 (468 amino acids)
Biological process (GO): chloride transport; signal transduction; regulation of postsynaptic membrane potential
Cellular component (GO): postsynapse; neuron projection; GABA-A receptor complex
Molecular function (GO): benzodiazepine receptor activity; transmitter-gated monoatomic ion channel activity involved in regulation of postsynaptic membrane potential; inhibitory extracellular ligand-gated monoatomic ion channel activity
Source: RefSeq, a predicted model, not a curated record
AGGCUUUUUCCCCCCUUUAGUCUAUGGAGCUGUGCUUCCGCUUAGUGAAACCACGCAUGUGUUGAUCCGUGCUGCAGCAACGUGCAUCUCUGACCCCAGUGUUAAUCUGCAUUCAGUCUGAGGCUCAGUGCUUCUCUCAGAUGCUCGGUAUUAAGAGUAGCUUAUUACGGGGUCUUCGCCGUCUGUGGUAGUUUUUUAGGGCCCUGCUAGGUUGUCGACUCGGUAACAGGCACGCAAAAAAAAAAGAAACAACGAGCGACACGAAAUCAAGCUUUCGGCUCGCAUCGAUUUUGUUUUGGCUGAUUUCACUCCACCGCACGUCCGCCUCGGGUCUAGAUUUGCAGACCCGCUACUGCUAACGUGCGUAAUGUAUCGUAGAGAGGAAACACAGUAAAUAGACGGACACGUCCAUCUGCAAUAAAGAGGAAACGAAGAUGGUGAUGAUGGCUCCACCAAAUUUAGCCUCCAAAUGCUCGGCAGCAAUGGCGAAGCCUUUCCUUCCCCUGAAGCUGUUUCUCUGGGUGUUUAUUGCCGUUAAUCUCCCUACAAGCUCCUUCCAGACUGAUGACGAUGAUGAGGUGUCUAACAAGACGUGGGUGCUGACUCCCAAAGUGUACGAGAGUGACGUCACACACAUCCUAAACAGCCUACUAGAUGGAUACGACAACAAACUCAGACCUGACAUCGGAGUCAAACCGACAGUGAUCCACACAGACAUGUUUGUCAACAGCAUCGGACCAGUAAAUGCCAUCAAUAUGGAAUACACCAUCGACAUCUUUUUUGCCCAGACCUGGUACGACAGAAGGUUAAAAUUCAACAGCACGAUGAAGGUUCUGCGUCUUAACAGCAACAUGGUUGGGAAGAUCUGGAUCCCAGACACGUUUUUCCGCAACUCGAAGAAAGCUGACGCCCACUGGAUCACCACACCCAAUCGCAUGCUUAGGAUCUGGAAUGAUGGGAGAAUACUCUACACCCUCAGGUUGACCAUCGACGCCGAGUGCCAGCUUAAACUGAACAACUUCCCAAUGGAUGAGCACUCAUGUCCCCUGGAGUUUUCAAGCUAUGGCUACCCCAGGGAGGAGAUUGUGUACAAGUGGAAAAGGAGCUCAGUGGAGGUUGGGGACAUUCGCUCUUGGAGGCUUUACCAGUUCUCCUUUGUGGGUCUGAGGAACACCUCUGAGAUUGUCAGGACUGUCUCAGGAGACUACGUGGUGCUGACCGUGUUCUUUGACCUGAGCAGGAGAAUGGGUUACUUCACCAUCCAGACCUACAUCCCCUGCACUCUGAUUGUUGUCCUCUCCUGGGUCUCAUUCUGGAUCAACAAGGAUGCAGUUCCUGCCAGGACAUCAUUAGGCAUCACCACUGUGCUGACUAUGACCACGCUGAGUACCAUUGCCAGGAAAUCUCUUCCAAAAGUCUCCUAUGUGACUGCCAUGGACCUGUUUGUGUCCGUCUGCUUCAUCUUCGUCUUUGCCGCACUAAUAGAGUAUGGCACACUGCACUACUUUGUCAGCAACAGGAAGCCAAGUGCCAAAAAGGACAAGAAGAAGAAAAACCCGCAGACACCCACGGUAGACAUCCGCCCACGCUCGGCCACAGCCAUUCAGAUGAACAACGCCACGCACAUGCAGGAGCGAGACGAGGAGUACGGCUACGAGUGUCUGGACGGGAAGGACUGCACCAGCUUCUUCUGCUGUUUCGAAGACUGCCGCUCCGGAGCCUGGCGGCACGGCAGGUUGCACAUCCGCAUCGCCAAGAUAGACUCGUAUGCACGCAUCUUCUUCCCCACUGCAUUUGGUCUCUUCAACCUGGUCUACUGGGUGUCAUAUCUCUAUCUCUAGGCCCGGGUAUGUAUCCAGCCUUAUCAUACAGCUCAUUACAUUCUACAUAUGCUCUGCGCCAGCAAGGGACAUUUUAAAAGAGGGGACCCACUGAAAUACCCAAUGAUUCGAUUUAAAGCUUUUCCUUUCAUUUCUUUGUUUUGAUCUGUUUGGAUUUUAGUCAAUUUAUUUAACUUUGACAGACAUUGCAAAUGUUGUAGCAUUACAUUUAACUGGCAUGAAGAGGUGUAUAAAUGUGUUGUGAAAACAUUAAUUGUGUGAGCAAUUAACAAGAAUCUAAGUUCUGUUUUUUUUUUAGUUUGUUUGUUUUAAUUUGUAAUUUCCUGUUAAUUUCUGCUGAAUGGAACCUUUACCAAUGCUUUAUAUUUAGACAAAUACUGUACUUUCCUUCUACAGUUAACAAUUUAAGCAAUUCAGAUCAAAUCAAAUGCCUAUCAGAAAAGUCUGAAUGACAUAAUUUAUGUCUUAUCAUUUAUUUCCACUUCUUUUUUUCACUUAACAUACUAAAACACUAAAUCUGAAGCACUUUAAUAGAGCAAUGUUAGAAAGUGAUAUUGAAAUUCAUUGUAAUAAUGCUAAUUUAUUUUUAAUUUAUUUAGCUAAUGUGUUAGCACAAUUAAACAUCACAUUUUUCAUGUGUGGUCAGAGAGAGAGGUGAUGCUGUUUAUGGACAAUGCUCAACUGUACAGACACUGUAUAUAUUUUACUAUUACAUAGUGGUUUACAUUUAUUGCAUGCACCUUUCAGGCCAAAAAUCAACAUGUUUUAUGGUCUUCUAUUGUUGGCUAUGGAAACAAAAAAAAAAUGAGCACUGUUGAUUAUCAUUCAGGAUUUAAUUAUACUUUUUUAUAGGAAAAUUGGAAAAUUAAAUGAUAAAAAUGUGCCCAGUUUAUCCUUUAAAGUUGAGGAAUCAUCUUUGCAUACAAGUGGGUGGAUCAGCUCAGAGUUUCAGGUCAGACAACUGUUUUAAUAAUUUCCCUCGCAGCCAUUAGCUUACAGUAUAGACAACACUGACCUCUCAUCCUCUGCUCCAUUUACUGUUAAAAGUGUGCAUUUACAUAAUGACACACUGCUUAUAUUUUGGUUAUGGAAGCUUUUACAGGAAACACUGUACUAAAACACGUUAGGUUUUCUUAUAAAAAAUAAUCAUUUGGUUGCCCUUUAAUCUAUACAUCAGCAUAGUGAUAACAGCAACUUCGUAACCAGAGGUUCAGUUUUACCAUCAAAAAGAAAAGUUCAAAGUAAUCUACACUUUAAUGCAAAUGUGAAUACAGACAGCUAAAGGGAGUUUUGAAAUCUCUGCAGUAGAACAAGGUUUGUUCUACCGUAUGUGUCAUUCUUCUCAGAUGAAAACCGAAACAAAAAAAAAAGAGCUCCAUCCAAGUGAAAAGAAAACAUCUGCUUUUGUCAAGAACAGAUGUGUAAGCCUUAUUAUCAAGCAUCUCACUCCCUUGCUCUUUGAGAAGAAACACGUCGAGAAUGUAAACAUUGUGGAAACUGAUUCACUGGACUGAGCAGAAAUUCAUUAUUUUCAUUUUUUUUUCUCUCUUUGCUUUCAUUUGCUUUUAAUGCCGUAAUAUUGUGUGAAGAGAACAAAGAACACAGCGAAAGCAUCUGAAUUGUAAAUGUUAUGUAUGAUAACAUGUAACGCACAUGAAAUACAACCCCUAACAGAUCAAUUUUGAUAGAUGCCAGUAAGCAACAAACGGAGACGUCAGUAUGAUUUGUAAUCUGUCACGGAAAGGAUGUAAAUCACAUUGUUUAUGUACAUAAAUUAUAAAAGGAGGAAAACACUUGUCAAGCCCUUGGGAUUUUGUAAAAGGGUAUAUAUUUUGUAAUUUCAGCAUUGUUACAGUAUAUCAACAUAGAGUAUAUUAGACUUCUUGUAUUAUGCUGGACUGACCAUGUAGACUACUUCUGGGGAAGGGGUAUUUAUUUAUUUAUUUAUUCAUUGAUGGUAUUUAUUUAUUUAUUUUAUUGAAAGAAACUGUAUUUUAUGUUCAUACAGCCCCUGAAAAGAAAAACAGAAUGCUGUCAUUUAUAUCAAAGAUACAUUUUUGGUCGAUGUGUCAAUGGAGCUUGAGCUUAUUUAUCUUGUGUUUUCUAUGUUGUGAUCGAUGUACACUACUCUCACAAAGGCCUGUCAAACUGUUUUAUCUGUUAAAUUAGUGAGUUGCAACAUUAUCUGUUGUGCAGCUUCUGAGUAGUAGACAAAUAUUUUCAGGGGCGGAAAAAAAAAACAACAAAAAAAAAAAACACAAAAAAGCGUUCCCGAGCCACCAGAAGAAGAACAUUUGCUUGUCUAAGUGACUAUUAAUUAUUUCCACUUUUUUCCACCACCACAAUGAUUUUCAUUGGUCUUGAUAUUUGCCAUGAUUAAUAAAGCAUCAGUUAUGAUACUAACAUAUGCAUUUACCACAUUAUCUCAUAUUUCCUGGAGUUCUUUCCCUUCUGUAUUUUAAUGGUGGUCCUGUUGUGUUCCGAAGCUGCCACUUAGUAGUCUAAACCUGUCUUCAGUGUGCACAUAACCCUCUCACAUCUUCAAGGACGUAUGUGUGUCAAUAGCAACGUAGACUGGUCAUCAUCAGUGUUUCGUAGUUUUAAAGAAGUGUAAACAGAGUGAUUACAUCUUAUAAAGUGCCAAACUUGACACACAUGCAAUAGAGAAUAUCAAACUAUAAUAUCAUUUGUGAAUCCAUUUAUGCUGCUUUGUGGAAGAAAACUUAAAGUGUGUGUGAGUGUUUUCUUGAAGAAAAUUCUAUACAGCCAAUGUUUUCCACACUGAUCUUCCCCCAGACAUGGAUAUGCAGGUGCUCUGGAGACGUGUUUUUUAGUUGUUAUUGGGGUUUUUUUGUUUGUUUGUUGUUGGGUUUUUUUUUCAAAUUCAAAUUUCAAACGAUACAGAACCAAAAGCAUGAGGACAAUUAUGUUUGACCAAGCAUAGCAAGCAAUGUAAUUUGUGCUUGUGUGUGUCUUCAUAUGUAGACAAGACUGCUAAAAACUAAUUAUUGUAUCAGGGUGAACUGGAAGACAGUUCUGAUUCACACAAACCCAUCAUCCUGAUAAACCAGCAUGUCUUGUGUUUGAACAGUGGUGCAGAAAAACUUUUUUCAUGAGGUUAAAGACUGUAUAUUAUUUGUUUUUACAUUUGUUGCGCACUCCACUGUAAAUGCAGAGAUAUAAAGGUGUGGGGGAGGUACUGAAGCGUGUUUAUAUUCAGUAGCGUGCAUGGUGAAUGUUUUGAAGAAUUGGGACUAAUUUGAACAUUGUUUCAUCUGGCCUCAGUCCUUUGCUUGCAUUUACAUGGGCUUUUAGUUCAUUGUACUUAUUUUUGACAAAGUGAUUUUAUUUAUUUUGGGACCCACAAAUGAGACAUAUGUGAACAGCACAUGUAGAUAUUUUCUAUUGUUAUGUAUUUUGUCAACCUGCAGAAGAGAAAAUAACACGCACUGGAAUUGCAGAGCUCCGUAAAGGGUAUCAAAGAACAAAAUAAAUUUCAUAUGAUUCUCAUACAUACAGUAUGUUAGUUGUUUGCCAUCUAUGUAUAUUUCUUGAGUAUUGUAUAAAAGGGGCACUGAUCAAUUCUGUUAAGGUCUGCAUAAUAUACUAUACAUGUACUGGAAAAAUCCUUUUCAUAAGGGAAUUGCACAUAGCUGUUGAAUUUUACAAUAAAAUGGUUGCAUUUAUCAGUGUGUAUACUGUAGGUUCAUUAUUAUUAUUUAUUGUUGGUACUUGCA